Wyeomyia smithii (pitcher-plant mosquito) is the source of this 4290-nucleotide messenger RNA. RefSeq names its product sister chromatid cohesion protein PDS5 homolog B-B (gene pds5). Bases 272 to 3853 code for a protein of 1193 amino acids. Gene Ontology annotation, biological process: DNA repair; mitotic sister chromatid cohesion. The record is from RefSeq and is a predicted model, not a curated record. Lineage: Eukaryota; Metazoa; Arthropoda; Insecta; Diptera; Culicidae. Gene Ontology annotation, cellular component: chromatin; nucleus. The transcript is spliced from 9 exons.
UUCAAAGUAAAAGCCGAACGGACAAGAAGAGUAUCGUCCUCUGUUGUGUGCGUUCGCGAAUGGUUCGAAUACAGCAAGAGUUUUGCAAACGGGAAAACUAGUGCGCUGAAAAUUGUAUAGAAAAGUGAAUUUUUCAUCCUAAAAGUAACGCAAAUUUCCAGUGCAAAAAGUGCUGAAGCGAAUGCUGCACAGAGAUUCUGCUGGCCGUUUGAGAAUUGAUUGGUGCUUCCAAGCAGGGUUACGAAAACAACCGGAGAAGUAGGCAACCGAAAUGGGUGACAUCGUCUAUCCGCCGGGAUGUCGGCCUAUAAACGAAGAUCUCGGCCCGGACGAACUGAUACGGCGCUUGAAAACGUUGACGCAUACGUUACAAGCCAUGGGUCAGGACGAGGGCAUGUACACGCAGUACAUUCCGCUAGCCGUUCAUCUCGCGGACGAUUACUUCCUGCAGCAUCCGUCGAAGGAUGUCCAGCUGCUGAUCGCUUGUUGCAUUGCCGACGUGUUGCGUGUGUACGCCCCGGAGGCACCCUACAAGGACCAGGAGCAGAUAAAAGGCAUCUUUUUGUUCCUCAUCAAGCAACUGAAUGGACUGAAGGAUCCCAAGGAUCCGGCUUUCAAGCGAUACUUUUAUCUGUUGGAAAAUUUAGCUUACGUGAAAUCCUUCAAUAUGUGUUUCGAGCUUGAAGACUGCCAGGAGAUUUUCUGCACUCUUUUUAGUUUGAUGUUUAAAAUAGUCAACGACGAACACAGCAGCAAGGUGAAAUCGUUUAUGUUGGAUGUAUUGUGUCCACUAAUUACGGAGUCGGACUCUGUCUCGUAUGAUUUGUUAGAUUUGGUGUUCAUUAACAUUGUGGAACCAUUGCGGACGCAGAAGAAAAAUGCCUAUCAUCUCGCUAAAGAUUUGAUAGCAAAAACAAGCGACACCUUGGAAUCGUAUACGCAGGCCUUUUUCAAUCAGAUACUGAUCCUGGACAAGUACGAAAAGCAGUACCAGAUAAUGCCGAAAAUCUAUGACGUUAUCUACGAGCUGAACGUGAUCAGUCCAAGCAUCCUGCUGUCGGUGCUGCCUCAGCUGGAAUGCAAACUUAAAUCUGCCCAAGAAAAUGAACGACUGAAAGCUGUUUCGUUGCUUGCGCGUAUGUUCUCUGAAAAGGACUCCAAUUUGGCCAAGCAAUAUGGUCCCCUGUGGCGCCAUUUCUUGGGUCGAUUCUACGAUAUAGCCGUUCCUAUUCGCAUCAAAUGUGUUCAAAGCACUAUGCACUUUCUGCUCAACCAUCCACCGCUAAGGAAGGAUAUAAUUGAUAUUUUAAAGGUACGUCAGCACGAUUCCGACGAAACGGUUCGCUAUGAGGUUGUAAUGGCAAUUGUUGAGACAGCCAAGCGGGACUUUCAGAUUGUGUCGGAAUCGGAAGAUCUGCUGGAGUUUGUGAAGGAGCGCACGCUGGAUAAGAAGUACAAAAUUCGUAAGGAAGCGAUGAACGGUUUGGCGAUGAUCUACAAAAAGUAUCUCAGCGAUAGUAAUGUUCCGGAAGCGACCAAAAAAGCCGUCAAUUGGAUCAAGGACAAAAUUCUGCAUGGUUAUUAUAUGACCGGCAUAGAGGAUCGGUUGCUGGUGGAGCGCCUGCUAAUUACUUGUUUAGUUCCGUAUCAACUUCCCGCAGAGGACCGGAUGAAGAAACUGUACCAAUUGUUGGGAACAAUAGACGAAAAUGCUACCAAGGCGUUCAUCGAGUUGCAAAAAAAUCAGCUGAAGGUGAGACGUAGCGUAGCCGAGUGGAUUAAGCUACAUCGGAUUAAGGAAAUAACUCCGAACAUUCAGAAGGACAUGAACGCCAAGUGCGCCAACAUUGCGAAACAGCUUCCCGAUCCGGUUAAAGCGCAGGAAUUACUUCUCAAGUUCAGCGCUCAAAUGCGCAAGGAUCCGAAGUUGAUUAACGAGAUGGAGACUAUUUUGAAGCGUGAUGUGACUUGCAGGGAAUGUGCCGACACGAUGGCAAUUGUGCUGAAGAAGCUUGGUCCACCAAUAACCACUAAUUCAUACUACAAUACGGUAAAGAUGUUGCUGGAGCGUAUCGCUUCUGUCAUGGUUGAUAAACAGUCAAUCGGUAUACUGAUCGAGCUGAUACAAGAGUGCAUGAACGGCUCGGAGGUGAUAGAUGAGGUCAGUCUACCGUCCGAAUCUGCUGGCGAACGGGGUUUAAAGUUGCUUACAGUACUGGCGUACGUGUUUUCCGCCCACUUUCAACAUGACGAGAUCCUGCGGCACAUGAUUGGUUUGCUGAAUUUCGACGAGGAAUACGUAGCCCCGUACGUGCUGAAGGCCUUCACUUAUUUGGGUCGUUACAAGCCACUUGUUGAGUCUCACAUAGAAAUCGCGAAAGAGCUGGCACCAAUUUGCAAAGAGUUUGCGGUCGCCGGUUCUCCGAAACAGGCUAAACAUGCCAUCCGGUGCAUGUACGUGAAUAGCCAAAUCAACGAUCCGAACGUCGAUCCCAGCAUAGACAUUUUCCCGGACAUUGUAGAAUCCUUCAAGCUUACGCUGAACCCGGAGAACGAACAUUAUCGGACGGCCAUCGUUAGUCUCGGACACAUUGCGUACAACCUUCCGGAAAAGUUCCACGUACAAAUCAAAAACAUAAUCUCCCGCAAGAUCGUCAAGGAGCUGCUGGUAAAGGAAACCACCGAAGGUCGAACGGAUGUACCGAGUGCUGAUUGGUGCGACGAGGACGAACUACCGGAGGAAACUCGCUGCAAGGUGGAAGGUCUGAAGACGAUGGCCCGCUGGCUGCUCGGACUGAAGAAGGACGUCCUGUCAGCGCAGAAAACCUUCCGCAUGCUGAAUGCGUUCAUCAGCAAGAAAGGUGAUCUGCUGGAGCAGGGAACGCUUUCCUCGGCGGAGAAGUCCUGGCUGCGGCUGUCCGCCGGCAAGGCAAUGCUCAAGAUAUGCGAGCAGAAAGGCGUCGGCGAUCAGUUCAUCGUUGAGCAGUUCUACAACCUGUCGCAGCUGAUGUGCGAUCCGGUGAUAGAGGUCCGCGAUACUUUCGUCAAAAAACUCCACAAGGGCUUGAACAAAGGAAUUCCACACAAGUGUCUUCCGCUGGACUUCAUGGGUUACUACGUGCUUUGCGGUCGGGAAACUGACAGAAGAUUACAACAGCAAGUCAAAUCCAACAUCGAAACCGACGUCAAUCGGCGUAGGGAAUAUGUCAAAACCUUUGCCACCGUCGAACGUGCAAUGAGCCAACUUCCGCACAUUUUACCCGACUACAUGUUGGUCUUUGCCGUACCAGUAUUGACACAUGACCCCCGGUUCACUCGACACACCGAUCCAGUCCAGCUGCGACAGAUCGAGCGCUGCCUGUGGUUGAUCCUGGAACCGCUGGUCACCAAUAAGGAAUUCUUCUGCUUUGGCUUCUACAAAAAUCUGAUCGAGCGAAUGAAGAAUCACAAAGACGCUCUGAAACCAGACGACGAGGAGAUUAAUUGCAAAUUGUGGGCCAUUUGCGAUAUAGCUCUCGGUUUGAUUUUGACUAAAGUGCAUACUUUUGAUGCACGGGAAUUUCCGGUGGAUGCACGCAUUCCCUCCAUGUACUUCCAGGCACAGGCGGAAAAUUUCAACAACGCUCGCCUAUACAUCCCGGAGGACAUGUAUAAUCUGACCGGUUCGUGUUCGACGGGUCCGAAAAAGAAUUUGCUGGCACUGAACGAUCGCAAAAAAGCGUCCAGCUCGAAGUCGGUUCUGAAUCACGAGGGAAACGGUGACGGCAACGAUAAUACUGGAAAUGACUCCGGUGCCGACGAUGACGAGCCACCGGCGAAAAAAUUUCACAGUAGUAGUAACGAGGACGAUUAAUCGUAAGCCGAGGCGCAAAUCGUUGAGUAAGGAUUUUUUUAGCUGCUAGUGACAUAUAUGUAUAUCUUAUCGUAACUAAGAAGAAAGUUGAUCUUUUUCUAAAAAAGUAAUCGGAAAUAGAGGAUAGUUUUUCGCAUUAUGCAAGGUUGAAAUCUUCAAGAGAUCGAUUUGAGGAAAAAAAGAAGGUUACACUUCCUACGAUGUUAAGUUAUUAUUUAUGCACUGACGACGAUGCGAUGCGAGCCUGCUUAAAACUCAUUGGCCUGGCAUUGUUCAGAAUACGAUUUAUUGUGCACUAAUGUUCAAGUUUUUUGAACCGAACAUCCAUCGAAUUUUUUUCCCAAUUGUGACGAAUGUGAAGUUCAUUGAAAGCGAUAGGGCAUGUGACUAUUACUAGGCAAACUACGGUUCAAAUAAAGCCAAUAAAUCAAAAUGAA